AUGCUGCUUUGUACUCUCAAACGCUCAUUUCGAGAACAAAACCGUUUUCUGAUACUUUCCCGACUACCUUACAACAUGGCGACUUCAUCUAGAAUCAAGAUAUCUCCCGAAAAUACCGGAUUAUGGAACAUAAGGCAGAGCGAAGAAGCCGCCGUAAAGGCAGGCGAGCUUUUGGAAAAAGACUUGAAGAGCCACCACGUCUUUUUGAACGAUGUUGGGUUCCAUGACCAUAUGCCGCAUCAUAUUCUAGCCCUUUACGGAACAGGUGCCAGCGUCGCUCAUCUGCAAAAGGCCUUUGACCUGAGACACCCACUCCAACGUCCACCUGUACCUCAACAUGGCGAUGUUGUGUCGGAUCUUGUUGCCCACAGAGACCACACUACUCCGUAUCUUGGCAAGGAGGAGCACUAUGCAGACUUUCUCGCAUAUUUCCAACGGGUCAUUGACAAACAGGGCUACCAAUCGGUUGUUAAGGAACAUCUUUUCGCACGGGACACAGCCGCAGAUGACCUUCUCGUCCGCUUGCAUGCCGGUGUCCUUCACCCCCUCAUUCAGCUCAUGUACGGCCUUGAAUGGGAACAGCCAGCCAUUGUAGCCGAGGGCCUUGCCCAGACUUGCGUCCACAACAUUGAGGGGCUGGAUGAACUGCUGCUAGCAAGCGAACGUCAAGCGGCAACAGCAACACCGAGAACUAUGAGAUUUCCCAGCCUGCUGUCUAUGUACGAGCAUGUUAGAGCCGAUCCCAAGCUAUCCACGGCGGUUCGCGUGGGAGACGAAAACAAGAUUGAGGACGGAAUCCUGAAGAGGGCGAAGGGUCCCAUGAUUGACAUUCUUAGCCAGAUUCACGUUGAUCCCGAGGAUCUGGAGGAGAGAACUGCAGAAAUGUUCCACACCAUGGUUCUCGUUGCCUCGAGCGCCGCAAUCCAUCCCCCGCACCACGUCAAGUAUGACUUCUUCCUGAUGCAUCACAUCAACUCUUCAUUGAUGUAUUUGACCAUAAACGCCCAACCCUGGAUUUCGCUCUCCGAUAAAGUCCGCAUGCUAGAAUGGAAGAUCAGAAUGGACCUCCUCCAAUAUGCAGCCCGGGGGUGCCCUCCUAUUUCUCUCGAUGGAAUCAAAACCUACGAGCCUAAAGCUCCGUCUGACGAGUCUGUGAGAGAUAUCGGUAAGAGACUAGAAGACUUCGGCGACGACGGACAUGCCAUCAAACAAGCUCGAGCGACCGCCAUAUGCCACGAAUUGAUGAAAACUUACAAGGAUAAGCCAUGGGCGGUCUUGAACGGAGAUGAAAUCUGGAAGAAGAUUCAGCACAUGGUUGUCGACGCCGUUGAGGGCCCUGGCGUUCUCUAUGUGCGUUCAGCUGGGCUAGAGGAGGUUUGGAAGGAUGUUCCUCAUCAAUCGGCGCCCAAGAGAGCGCCAGAGGUGCUGAGGGCCUUGCAGACAGGGAGUGGCAGCUCGGAGGAGGCCUUGAAAUCUUCAUAG
Molecule: messenger RNA, 1482 nt
Organism: Colletotrichum truncatum
Lineage: Eukaryota; Fungi; Ascomycota; Sordariomycetes; Glomerellales; Glomerellaceae
Product: Oxidoreductase AflY 1
Molecular function (GO): oxidoreductase activity
Source: RefSeq, a predicted model, not a curated record